AUGCCGAAUGGCGGCUCCUAUGCCCUCUGUGCCCUGCAGAUUGAGUUCCAGCCCGACGGCACCGUGUUUGCUGCCUACAACACCCGGUACCCUGUGCCCCAGGACAAGACCAAGGCCAAGCCCUUCCCAAACAAGUUCACGAAAAAGAACCCCUCCCCCGACAACAACCUCUACUACUCAUGGGACGUCCCAGGCACCGCCCACUUUAUUGCGCUGACGUCAUACAUCCCCAACGACACGUUCACUGUGAACACGGCCCAGUACAAGUGGCUCGAGGCCGACCUCAAAAAAUUCGACCGCAAGGCCACGCCCUGGCUGAUCGUGUACUUCCACGCGCCGUUCGUGAGCUCCUACGAGGCGUCCUUCAAGCAAGUGGAGUGCAUGAGGCUCACUUAUGAGCCCCUGCUCUAUAAGUAUGGCACCAACCUCAUCCUCAACGGCCACGUCCACGCCUAUGAGCGCUUCUACAACAACUACAACUACACGCUGGACCGCUGCGGCCCCGUGCACAUCACAACACGGGCGUCGGCCGGCGGCCAGCAGCACCGCGCGGCCUAA
Molecule: messenger RNA, 558 nt
Organism: Monoraphidium neglectum
Lineage: Eukaryota; Viridiplantae; Chlorophyta; Chlorophyceae; Sphaeropleales; Selenastraceae
Exons: 6
Coding region: 1-558 (185 amino acids)
Molecular function (GO): acid phosphatase activity
Source: RefSeq, a predicted model, not a curated record